AUGUUGGGAAACAUGAAAAAUGAAGAUGUUUCAAUGCGAGAAUUUUGGGCAUUUCGCUUCCAACACAGAAUGGAAGGCACAACUCUUCUACGAGGAGGACGUUUGUUUCAACAACUUGCAGUGGAUUGUUAUUCUGCAAUUGAACAACACCGUUUGAAUUAUAUAAAGACACAUCAAGCUAAAUUGCGUGUGGAUUUAUAUCAAGGUCUCACUGGUGCUGUUGUUGUUGGGGAUACAGAUGCUAGUGCGGUGGGAAUGAGGAUAAGUCUACCAUCUUCAUUUACUGGAGGUCCUCGAAAUAUGUUGCAACAUUAUCAUGAUGCUUUAGCAAUAUGUAGAGCAAUUGAACCUCCAGAUUUUUUUAUUACAUUAACAUGCAAUCCAAAGUGGGUAGAAAUUUCUAGAGAUUUAUCAAAAUUUCCAAAUCAAUGUACAGAAGAUCGUCCUGAUAUACUAGCAAGAGUAUUCAGGAUGAAACACAAAGAAAUGUUACGUCUGUUGAAAGAUAAAAUGUUCUUUGGACAAGCAAUUGCAGAUGUUCAUGUUAUUGAUUUUAAAAAACGAGGAUUGCCCCAUUCGCAUAUUACGUUGACUCUUCAAGAUGGAUUUAAACCAAUCACUUCCGAAGAAAUUGAUAGGUAUAUAUGUGCCGAAAUUCCUGAUAAAAAUGUCGACCCACUUGCCUAUAAUAUUGUUACAAGACAAAUGGUUCAUGGACCAUGUGGAGUAUACAAUCUCAAUGCUCCAUGUAUGGUGGAUGGAAAGUGUAGUAAGCAUUAUCCAAAGAAGUUUUAUCCACAUACUACGAUAGAUAAAAAUGGAUUUGUUUCGUACAGAUAUAGAUGUGAUCCUUCAAAGACAUUUUCUGUAAACGGUGUCAAGAUGGACAAUCGUUGGAUUUUUCCAUACAAUCGAGAUCUGCUUGUGUUGUUCAAUGCUCACAUAAACGUAGAGAAGUGUGCAUCUCCAAAAUUGAUGAAGUACAUGUACAAAUACAUGUGUAAGGGGACAGAUCGGGCAAUUGUUUCUCUUAAGAAAAAUGUUAAAGAUGCAAUGAACAAUGAGCAAAGACACAAAAGAAUUGAUGAAUUCAAACAAUACGUAGAUUUUCGUUACAUAUCAGCAAUUGAAGCUUGUUGGAGAAUUUAUAAAUUUGAACUUCAGAAGUAUUCCCCAGCAGUUGAACGUUUGCAGUUUCAUUUGCCAAAUCAACAGUUUGUAGUAUUUCAUGAAAGAGAGAGUUUAGUCAAUGUUGUAGAUCGUUUCGGUGUUCAACAUACAAUGUUGACAAGAUGGUUUGAAGCCAACAAAAACAACGUUGCUGCACGAAGGCUAACUUAUGUGAAUUUCAGUUCUGAAUGGGUUUGGAGAAAAAAUACAAAAGACUGGGUUACUAGACAAAAGGGUAGGAGUAUUGGGAGACUUCCAUAUGCACAUCCAGGUUCAUGGGAGAAAUAUUACUUGCGGAUGUUACUCUAUAUUGUUUGUGGAGCACAAUCUUUUGAGGAUCUUUGGACAUUCAAUGGAUAUGUUUAUUCUACCUUCAAGCAGGCAUGCGCCGCACGUGGUUUACUGGAUGAUGACAAUGAAUGGCAUGAAGCAUUGUCUGAAGCUUCCAGCUGGGCUUCUUCUUCGAAAUUGCGGAAUAUGUUUGCGACAAUGCUUAUGUUUUAUGAGCUAACCAACCCUGUUAACUUAUGGGAACAACAUUGGAGGUCAAUGGUUGAUGAUUUGCUCUAUAAUUUGAGAAGAGAGUCGAGAAAUGACGUUCCUGUAUGUGACAUGGAUCUCAAGGAUUGGGGGCUUCAAGAAAUUGAAUUGAUACUUAGCAAAAAUGGUAGGAGUCUUGCAGAUUUUCCUCCGAUGCCACAACCAUCGAGUAGAUCAUUUUCAUAUCUAUCAAAUAGACUGAUACGAGAAGAGCUCGAUUACAAUGCAAGUAAUGAAAAACAAUUAUUUCAUUCAUUGCAUGCGGGAUUGAAUAUUGAUCAACUUCGUGCUUACAAUGAAAUUAUUGAAGCUUAUGAAGGUAAACAUGGAGGGCUUUUCUUUGUCAAUGGGAGUGGAGGAACGGGAAAGACAUAUUUGUGGAAGACCAUUGUUCUUAAGUUUCGAUCACAGAGAAAAAUUGUACUAUCAGUUGCAUCAUCUGGAAUUGCAGUUUUAUUACUGCCAGGGGGUCGAACCGCACAUUCACGUUUUAAGAUACCAAUUGAAUUGGAUGAAUCAUCACAUUGUUCCAUUAAUCUCAACUCCAAUUUGGCACAUUUGAUUCGAGAGUACUCAUUAAUAAUAUGGGAUGAGGCACCGAUGAUGCAUCAUCAUGGAUUUGAGGCAGUGAAUAGAACAUUGCAAGAUAUAUUAAAAAGUUCUGAAAUUUUUUGUCGUAAUAAGCCUUUUGGAGGAAAGUUAUGCAUAUUAGGGGGAGAUUUUAAGCAAAUCUUGCCUGUAGUAACUAAAGGAAGACGUGAGGCUAUUGUGGAAGCUUAUCUUCAUAAUUCUGAGUUAUGGAAUCAAUGCAAAGUUAUCCAUUUGUAA
Molecule: messenger RNA, 2538 nt
Organism: Andrographis paniculata
Lineage: Eukaryota; Viridiplantae; Streptophyta; Magnoliopsida; Lamiales; Acanthaceae
Exons: 2
Coding region: 1-2538 (845 amino acids)
Biological process (GO): telomere maintenance; DNA repair
Molecular function (GO): DNA helicase activity
Source: RefSeq, a predicted model, not a curated record